AUGGCCGACAGGAACAACAAAAUACUCCAGGGAGGUACCACCCGUAAAUCGGGUGGAGAAUCCUCCACCGUCGCACCGGGUAAGCCGGGGGCGGUCAGCCCCGUGUAUCUGGAGGGGGCAACUGAGGCCAGAGGAGUGGGAGUGAAGGGAAGAGGAGAGAUGAAAGUGGUGAUGAUGAGGGACGUGGAGUUAGAUCGGAGGAGUCGAAGUGAGUGUGACGAGGCGGAGUACUACAUGGAGCGCUCUGACUCGUCACUCUCACUAUACUCAGAGGACGGCGCUGCGGUAGGAAGCGAGCCCAGCACAUCUCGGGCUUCGCUGCGCAAACGGAGAAUGAUUGAGGUGGAAGUUUACCCGGAUAUGACAUUCGAUGAGGAGGUGGAGGUCGUGGAAGUGGUCGCGACCCCAAAGCCAAGGCCUAAACAAAGGCCACCACCGAAAGACCUGGAUUUGGAACAGGCGAAGGCCGAAUUGGCCGCCGCCACUCGAAGGGAAUUGGAAACGGAGGCAGCAACCGUAGUGAAGAAGGCGAGUGCUCCGAAACCGCCGGCGCGCCCUACCACCCGCAGACCCUCAGCUGAGGAUGCGCAGCGCGCCGACGUGUUGGUAUCGGAUAUACAGGAGAGUGCCCUCAAGGUAUUAGAUGCCGUGAGGAAAUCCGGCCACUUGAAGGGCACAGUGGUGAAAGAAAUUAAGGACGCCGUCGCUUCCAUCCGCGCGGCGUCUGAAUCGCUGGAAGGGAGGACCUCGUCAACGGAGUGCGCAGCAUUGCGUCGUGAGAACUCUCGGUUGGCACGCGACAUGGCAGACAUGCGCGAACUAAUGACGGGCAUCAGGGAGGAAUCCGCGAAAUAUUACAUAGAAUUAAGGGACCUCAAAAAGAAAACCAUGGGGUCCACCGGCCAGGACGCGAGCGAGCUGGCGAUACUUAAGGCCGAGAGGGAGGAGUGGCAGCGGGAGAUUGUUGCGACCCGGAAUUCCUAUCAGGAAUUACUGCAAAGGAGUACGGAGGACCGUAUGGCGCUCACUACGCUGCAGACGGAACUGGCUACAGCCAAAGCUGCACUGGCGAAACCGCCGGACAGUGCGGCAAUGGAUGUGGCCUCCGACAGUCAAGGUGCUGAACCGUGUGUACCACCGGUGAUCACCGAGACUGUCGAAGCUAGGAUUGUCCGUCAAAUCGGGGAUAUCUUUAAUGCCCGAUUUGAGAAAAUUGAGGAACUCGUGGGCAGGCAGAACACCUCGCCGCCCAAACGGGCCACGGCUGCACCCCGAACACCUGGGGCGGUCAAAAAGGGAGGGACAGCGGCUCCAAUAGCCAGCACAAGUGGGGCAGUAGUGAGCGCUUCUCAGCCGCCGCCUGCGACCAAGGAAAAGUGGACGACGGUCGUCCGCCGUGGAAAGAGCGCCAAAACGGCGAGGAGCCAGGAGUCGGCUCCAGCUAUACAGGCGCCUACUGGUGGGGGUAAACCAACCCAAAAGCAGGCUACAACAGAGGCCCAGAAUGAGGCCACCAAAAGGGUUAAGGCACGGAAGAGACAAUUCCGUCCUCCGCGAUCCUCGGCGAUAGUGCUGACGCUGCAGCCAGGAGCCGCGGAGGCGGGAUCAAGCUACACCUCGGUGCUCCGAGAGGCCCAACAGAAGAUCCAGUUGGACGCCCUCGGAAUCACCGAGCUGGGCUUCAGGCUGGCUAUAACAGGGUCCCGUAUACUAGAAGUACCGGGACCAGUAGAGGAAAGCGGCGGGAAGGCAGACGCCCUCGCCGCUAAACUGUCGGAGGUGCUCCCGGCAGAUGUAGUUGCCGUCACCAGGCCGGUCAAGUCCGCGGAGUUCCGCGUCUUGGACCUGGACGACGCCACAACAGUAGCAGACGUGGUGGCAGCCGUAGCGCGUGAGGGAGACUGCGCCGAGGCCUCCGUAAAAACGGGGGAAAUCCGGCGCUCUCCCUCCGGGAGUGGCUCCGUCUGGGUCCGAGGCCCAAUAGGGGCAGUGAAGAAGCUGGUGGACGCCGGCAAACUUCGAGUAGGGUGGACUAUGGCACGGGUGCGGUCUUUGGAUCCCCGGCCGAUGCGGUGUUACCGCUGUUUGCUCACGGGUCACGUGGGCCAGCGGUGCACCGCCAAGGAGAACCGCGGCGGAGCCUGCUUCCGCUGCGGACAAGACGGCCACAAGGCCGCAUCGUGCACCGCCCCUUCGCCGCAUUGCCCGUAUUGUGCGGCGGCGAAGAGGAAGGCGGACCACAAGAUUGGGAGCACCAAAGGGUGCCGUCCGCCCAAACAGGCGGUGAGAGUGGAGGAGAUGGAUGCUGAGGAGCAGCGUCCGUCACCUCCCACCACGGGCCUCGCGGCAGCUGAUGCGGGGGCGUCAGCUGUCACCUAA
Achroia grisella is the source of this 2379-nucleotide messenger RNA. RefSeq lists its product as uncharacterized. Gene Ontology annotation, molecular function: zinc ion binding; nucleic acid binding. The transcript has a single exon. NCBI's taxonomy places the organism in Eukaryota, Metazoa, Arthropoda, Insecta, Lepidoptera, Pyralidae. Bases 1 to 2379 code for a protein of 792 amino acids. The record is from RefSeq and is a predicted model, not a curated record.